Aspergillus oryzae RIB40 is the source of this 939-nucleotide messenger RNA. RefSeq lists its product as uncharacterized. The coding region runs from base 1 to 939 and encodes 312 amino acids. NCBI's taxonomy places the organism in Eukaryota, Fungi, Ascomycota, Eurotiomycetes, Eurotiales, Aspergillaceae. The record is from RefSeq and is a predicted model, not a curated record. The transcript has 3 exons.
AUGAAGCCGCAAUCAUUCAUUUUCUUUGCACUUGCCACUGGGGUUCUGGCCCAAACGUCACCGGAAAACGAUUACAAGCGUAUUUGCUUUGCCCUAGAUGGCCAAGAGGAAGACAUCCUUCCCGGAUACAGAGUCAAAUAUACAUGUGACUUCUACGGACAGCACAAUGGCAGCCCUGUCGAAGGUGUGGAAAGUGCCAAGGAUUGUGCACAACUGUGCCAGACAGCUGGCUCCAGCUGUGCGGGAAGUUCAUGGUUCAUGAAAGGACGCAAGUGUCUCCUCAGCGGUAGCAAUAGUGAGGCAAAGCGCGAGUUCACGGUUUACAUGGAGAAGGUUGGGGAGGCCAGUGACCCUUUCGGUGAAGACGAGGAUGAUCCGUUUGGCGGUGAUGAACCAGAAGAAGAUGAUCCGUUUGGCGGUGAUGAACCAGAAGAAGAUGAUCCAUUUGGCGCCGAUGAGCCAGAGGAAGAUGACCCAUUUGGUGCCGACGAGCCAGAGGUAGAUGACCCAUUUGGUGCCGAUGAACCGGAAGAGGAUGAUCCAUUUGGUGCCGAUGAGCCAGAGGAAGAUGACCCAUUUGGUGCCGACGAGCCGGAGGAUAACGAUACAGCCUGUGGAUGCGAUAAUUGCGAAGUAGAUGUGGCAUGCGGAUACCCUGACGAAGCUUCACCCGCUCUGAAGGGUAAAGCAUACAAGGUCUUCUGUCAGAAAUUGGAUGAUGUCGGAGGAAAGAAUAUCAGACCGCCGUUCAAGGUUAACUCCGUCAAAGAGUGUAUCGAAGCAUGUUCUGAUGUGCCCAACUCCCAAUGCAAGAGGGCUAUCUGGACUAAUUCCCGAGAUGCCAACGGUCAGAGGUCCUGUUGGCUGCGGGAAUGGAACGGAGUCAAGAAGGUUCCUACUAAGGUGGGCUCAUGGAGCAGUGCCCAUGUGCAAGAGUAA